AUCCUCCGCUUCUGUACUGCCUGCCUUCUGCGUCGGUCACUUACCUACUGUUCUCUUUCUCAUCCUCCCUUGCCUAUCUCUCUUCUUUCUCCCGGUCUACGUGAGACGACGCGCUGAAAAUGCCGCCUUCUGUCAUGUCUCGUCUCGCGGUUGCCUUUUUGGGCGCUGCGGCAAUGGUCCAGGCCGCGCCGGCCGCUGCUCCUGUCUCUGCAGGUGUCCAGGUCGAGCGGAGAGCUGUCAGUGACGAUCUGCUUGCUACAUUUGAGCACGUGCAGCAGUUUGCAGCAGCGUCUUAUUGCCCGGUGAACAACAACUCGACCGGCACCAAGCUGGCGUGCACGUCGGGCGUGUGUCCGCUCGUCGAGUCUGCGGAUACGGAAACUGUGCUGGAAUUUGAAAACUCCCUCUUAACAGACGUAACCGGCUACGUCGCCGUCGACAAAACCAACUCCCUCAUCGUCGUCGCCUUCCGCGGCUCCAACUCAGUGCGGAACUACCUCGCCGACAUCAACUUCCCCGCAAUCCCGGCAACGGACAUCUGCGCAUCCUGCACCGCAGACGCCGGCUUCUACACGUCGUGGCGCGAAGCACGGGAGGGCGUUCUAUCGGCCGUCGAAAGCGCCAUCACAGCCAACCCCGACUACUCGAUCAUCGCAACCGGGCACUCGCUCGGCGGCGCAAUCGCCAACUUCGCGGCGGCAGAGCUGCGCCUCAAGGGCCACAAAGUCAAGCUCUACACGUUCGGGGCGCCGCGCAUCGGCGACAGCAACAUCAGCGACUUCAUCUCGGACCAGGGCGACAACUUCCGCCUCACGCAUCUCAAUGACCCCGUGCCCCAUCUGCCGCCUAUUGCGCUCGGCUUCGUCCAUAUUUCCCCAGAGUACUAUAUCAGCGUCGAGAACUAUGUCGAGGUUACGGCGAAUGAUGUGACUGGCCCGUUGAAUGGCUCUAUCAAUCUGCAUGGGAAUACUGGCAAGCUGUUUUUGGAUGUCGAUGCCCAUGGCUGGUAUUUGGGUAAUAUUUCGAGCUGCUACCCGGAUGAUUUGUUUGAGUUUAGACGCAAGAGGGAUGUUGGGUCUGUGGAGCUGCCCGGGCUGUGAUGGGAGGCUGGUUUGUGCGUGUGGGUUUUAUAAGGUUAUAAUUUGGGUUGGGGGCGUUGGAGGGAAAUCUUUGAUACCAUUU
Molecule: messenger RNA, 1182 nt
Organism: Aplosporella prunicola CBS 121167
Lineage: Eukaryota; Fungi; Ascomycota; Dothideomycetes; Botryosphaeriales; Aplosporellaceae
Exons: 3
Coding region: 120-1100 (326 amino acids)
Biological process (GO): lipid metabolic process
Source: RefSeq, a predicted model, not a curated record